Messenger RNA from Odontomachus brunneus, 367 nucleotides. RefSeq lists its product as uncharacterized. The record is from RefSeq and is a predicted model, not a curated record. Bases 47 to 367 code for a protein of 106 amino acids. The transcript is spliced from 4 exons. NCBI's taxonomy places the organism in Eukaryota, Metazoa, Arthropoda, Insecta, Hymenoptera, Formicidae.
AACAGUCGAGGAUGCUGAAUGACGCUGGAUAUCAACGAGAACGACUAUGUUGGACGGCAAUGUUCACGAUGAUAGUUGGGGUUUUUUUAUUGCCGGCGUGCAUACCAUUAGCCGCCGAACGUUAACAGCCCCAACGACCUCUAGCUCCGCUGGUAAUUACCGGAUCAUAGCCGAAAAGCUUCUCGGGCCUCUCCAGGGACCCGCGCGACCGUCGGCCGCUGACCUUCGUCGUGGGAACGCGGGACAGAAGAAGCGGCGAUUUUCGGCACAUUGCUCGCGGUCUCACGCAGCUCGCGGCAAUGAAGCUCCGGGUGGACGAAGUGGCGGCACCGGAGGAUCCGGUUCGGGCCGAGCAGGGUCGGUUUGA